This is a messenger RNA of Rhincodon typus (whale shark), 3443 nucleotides long. It is a transcript of the gene cyp17a1, whose product is annotated as steroid 17-alpha-hydroxylase/17,20 lyase. Gene Ontology annotation, biological process: progesterone metabolic process; hormone biosynthetic process. The transcript is spliced from 8 exons. Lineage: Eukaryota; Metazoa; Chordata; Chondrichthyes; Orectolobiformes; Rhincodontidae. The record is from RefSeq and is a predicted model, not a curated record. The coding region runs from base 60 to 1580 and encodes 506 amino acids. Gene Ontology annotation, molecular function: heme binding; iron ion binding; steroid 17-alpha-monooxygenase activity.
ACAUAAAAAGGCUGCGCCCUAUCCCCCUCGGAUCUAUUGCAGGGAAGCGCAGCUUCACAAUGAACCUGCUAGCAGCUGUCCUCAUUCUCAGCGUGGCCUUGUUGAUCUUCACUUUGACCCAAAUCGCUCGGGCCAGGCGGAAUGCAGGCAAGACCCCGAAGAGUUUGCCAUCGUGGCCACUGAUCGGGAGUUUGCUGAGUUUGAGAAGUGAUCUACCACCUCACCUUCUGUUCCAGAAACUCCAGAAAUCAUAUGGGAGCAUGUUUUCCUUCAUGCUAGGCUCCCAUUAUGUGCUGGUGAUCAACAACUACGAAUAUGCUAAGGAAGUCCUGCUGAAAAAGGGCAGAAUCUUUGCGGGGAGACCCAAUAUGGUGACUACCAACCUGCUCUCCAGAGGUGGGAAAGAUAUUGCAUUUGGAGACUACAGCCCCAGCUGGAAGUUUCACAGGAAGCUUGUUCAUUCAGCUAUAUACCUGUUUGGUGAUGGAUCUGCAUCUUUAGAGAGAAUGAUUUGCAAAGAAGUGCAAUCGAUGUGCAGUAUGUUUGAACAUUACCUUGACUCACCGUUGGAUAUAAUACCUGAGGUGACCCGAGUCAUCACCAAUGUCACCUGCAUGUUGUGCUUCAACUCCAAGUAUGAGAAAGAAGAUCCAGAGUUUCAGAAGAUGCUGGAGUACAGCCAAGGCAUUGUGAAUACUGUCGGAAAGGAUACAUUAGUGGACAUCUUUCCCUGGUUGCAGUUAUUUCCCAAUGAAGAUCUCCACCUUCUGAAACGAAGCAUUGCAGCUCGAGACAGUAUCCUUCAGAAGAAAUUUGAAGACCACAAGGCGAAUUACAGCAGUGACUCUAUAAAGGACUUGCUUGAUGUUUUGAUCAAAGCCAAGAUGAAUGCAGAGAAUAAUAACAGCUCCAAGUAUGAGGAAAGACUGACAGAUGACCAUCUGCAAAUGACCGUGGCAGAUAUUUUUGGAGCGGGGGUGGAGACCACAUCUAUAACCCUCGCAUGGACAAUUAUUUACCUGCUUCACUGUCCUGAGGUACAGAAAAAAAUACAAGAAGAAAUUGAUAGCAAAGUUGGAUUAAACAGGACUCCUCAACUGAGUGAUAGAAGAAACAUGCACUUUCUCAAUGCAACUAUCAGCGAAAUCUUACGGAUCCAGCCAGUCUCACCUCUCCUACUUCCACAUGUGGCUCUGGCAGACUCCAGUAUUGGUGAAUACACAGUCCCCAAAGGUACUCGUGUCAUCAUCAACCUCUGGGCUAUUCAUCACAAUGAACAGGAAUGGGAAAAUCCAGAUGCCUUUGAUCCAGGCCGGUUCCUGGAUAAAGAUGGGAAACACAUUUACUCGCCUUCCACGAGCUACAUCCCUUUUGGUGCCGGAGCCAGGUCUUGUCUUGGAGAGAUCCUGGCCAGGAUGGAACUCUUCCUCUUCAUAUCUUGGUUUCUUCAGCGCUUCACUAUCAACGUUCCUCCGGGUUAUCCCCUGCCAACUUUGAAAGGAAACUUUGGGAUUGUCCUACAACCAGAAAAGUUUAAAGUUCAGCUCAAGCUCAGGAAAGCCUGGGAAAAUAGCAAGUAACCCAACUGGAGGGCAAAAUGGUUGGCCCAGCUGCAACCACUCUUCAUAAAACAGCUCCCUGUGAUGGGACAAUGCAAUCAAUUGGAAAUCUGCUGAGCACCCCAUGGGACUACUCUUGCUCCUGUUACAUUCUUAUCACGUCAUCCUGGGCCCCAUACCUGCUCAGCAUAAUCAUUUACACAUUGCUAGGCACUUCCGUUUAAAAAGUGUGUUCACUCCUGAUGUAAUUUUUAUCCUAGGAGAUAGCAAGAACUGCAGAUGCUGGAGUCAGAGUCAAUACAGUGGGGAGCUGGAGGAACACAGCAGGUCAGGCAGCUUCAGAGGAGCAGGAAAGUUUCGGGUUUACACUCUUCAUCAGGACCGUAAACCCGAAACUUUCCUGCCCCUCCGAUGCUGCCUGACCUACUGUGUUCCUCCAGCUCCCCACUGUAUUGACAUAAUUUUCAUCCUGUUUGGAGUGGCUGGCAAACAGUGAAGCAUUGUAAGAAUAAGUCAUGAGAAGGGCUUUCUGAGUGGCUGAGAGGGGACAGCUUCAUGUUAAGGCUAAAGAUAGGGUCUACAGAAUAUUUCACUCUAGGUCUAAGCAGGAAGGUGCUUGGAAGUAACAACACAUUUGGGUCAAGUUUUCAGGGAUAAUUUUGGGAUUUGUUCCAGAUGUGACCCCUCCUGUCCAAAACCAAAUACCACGUCUCUGGAGAGUAUCCAUUGCUCCAUGAUAUGAUAUUAAUUUCCCCUUCCCUGAUUGAAAUUGCCCCUUUCGUGUCAGUUUCACACAGUGGGUCUCCAUCUCUAGUCUCGAAUCAAGUCGCCUAAGUACACUUUAUACAGAUACCGUUCCUGGCAGCACGUACAAUAGACUUCUGUUGGCCUGUGAUCAACACAAAACCCACAGAUCAGAGAUGAAGGCUACUCUGUUCAGAACAAUGUUCCCCAAGACAAAAUUCUGAGUGAAACUAAUUUCGACAAAAGCAAACCCACACUCCUCCCCUUUAGAGGAGGCCAGUGUUCAUUGCAUAUCCUUAAUUGCCCUUGAACUCAACGGCUUCUUGGGCCAUUUCAGAGGGCAGUUGAGAGUCAACCACAUUGCUGUGGGUCUGAAGUGAAGAGGAGGCCAGACUGGGUAGAUUUCCUUCCCUAAAGGAAGUUAGUGAACUAGAUGAGUUCUAAUGACAAUUGUUACUGUGUCAAUAUUAGAGCAGCUUUUUGUUCUAGACUUUUUAUGCCUUUUUGCCUCUUCAGAAUGUGUAGGUUGUGAGAUUUCCUGUUUCGUAAAACAUCGUGCCCGUAUUAAACUCCCUCUUCAAUACAAGCAUCUAUUGGAGCUUCAAAGAGCCUUUAUUGUCCUGGAAAAUUACCAGUGUGAAUUUUAUCAGUAACAUAGCUGUUUGUGGCAAUGCUUUUAUGAACCCAUUGACAUAAUCAGAUCAGAUUUCUAGACAAUGAAGGUUUAGGGUUAGAUUGUGUUGCAACAGCACGUUAGAUCAAGGGCAAUGUAACCAGCACUCUGUCUUUGGGGUAUUACUGAAGCUCUGUGUUCAGAGGGACCUCAACCUCUUGUUAGUUCCUGAUGAGCCUCCCAGACCCUCCAUCCAAACUUUAACUGCGCAGAUAGCAGAAAUAAAACAUUUCUCUAUUUUCGUCUGUCUUAGCGCUCUGUUCUCUUCGUUAGGCUAGAGCUACCACAGAAAGCCCUUGGUAUAAAAAGUGUAUAAUGAGUGCAUGUUAAUAUAAAUGCUGCAAUAUUUAUAGAUUGGAAUAACUUUUCUCCUCUGAUUAAUAUACUCGGAUGAAUGUAUUGACAGUAGUUUUGCUGUUCAGGAUGUCAUACCUUAUUCUUUGUAUAAAACGAACUUUCCAGAUUGA